ACUAGACGUACUGCAGACUUAAAAGUCUUUUCAAACCUCGCUCGUGACCCUCUGCGACUUAAGUGGCAACGUAUGGACAAACCUUAAUUCUUGGAUUCCAGCUCACUGUUCAUUCAGUUCGGACGUUCUGGUGGAGCAAAAACAAAAACCAGCUCUUGACGUAGCACUUUUCUUCAGCAUGGCCAUUACAGUACAGAGGGUUGUUCUUCUGGUUUUCUGCACCUGGGGCGACCACACUGCCGCACAGAGAAUCACGCUACCUUACCAUCCCGGGUCGUGCUGCUUUGGAGGAGAGUCCGCAUCCAACGCCUACACAGCCGGGCUGCAGCGGAGGGUGGCUGACUUGGAGGCGAGGCAGGCACAAAUGGAGGCGAGGCAGGCCCAGCUGGAAGUAAGGCAGACUGAGAACACAGGUUCGUGUCCGGAGCCCGAGACGCCCUGUGGGUGGAAACUGGUGUUCAAGGUCCAUGCAAAAGCGGGCCCGGACAGCUACCCUGUCUGGAGUUCCGGCUUCACUCCGGCCAACCUACCCGACGAUCCGACUGUCCACUACAAAAGCAGGGACGUCGGGAUCUGGGAAUCACUGGGCAUUAAGAAGGUGAAGCUGUCCCUGUACACGUUCAGCCCAAAUGUGGAAACACGUGACCUCGUCUUUAACGGGGUGGGGAGUAACAAGGACAACUGGUUCUCCAAGGACCGCCUCAUCUCCUCGCCAUGGACGGACCUGAAGACAGAGCCCACCAACAUAUUUUCCAUCGCAGGUUACGAAAUACGAUACUCUAGCGAGAGUUAUCUCUUUAGGCGAUUUCACAUCAACCGGAGCAACGCAGGCUGCGCGGCUGACCAUGGUUGGCUGGUCGUCCUUGAUGGAAACUCGAACGUUUGUCCAUGGGAGAGAGGAACCGGCAACCCGCGGAUCCUGUUUUCCAGGCUGCCCACCAACGUCAAUUUCCAACAAGAUCCGUCAAACGUGGGCACGGCUGACGUCAUGGCCAUCUACAUCAAAACCUGUGACGACUAG
Molecule: messenger RNA, 1021 nt
Organism: Branchiostoma floridae (Florida lancelet)
Lineage: Eukaryota; Metazoa; Chordata; Leptocardii; Amphioxiformes; Branchiostomatidae
Exons: 5
Coding region: 179-1021 (280 amino acids)
Source: RefSeq, a predicted model, not a curated record